Molecule: messenger RNA, 920 nt
Organism: Gadus macrocephalus (Pacific cod)
Lineage: Eukaryota; Metazoa; Chordata; Actinopteri; Gadiformes; Gadidae
Product: CDGSH iron-sulfur domain-containing protein 3, mitochondrial-like
Exons: 3
Coding region: 222-620 (132 amino acids)
Cellular component (GO): intracellular membrane-bounded organelle
Molecular function (GO): 2 iron, 2 sulfur cluster binding
Source: RefSeq, a predicted model, not a curated record
CGUGAUGACGUGAUUCCUCCGGAAGUGACCUGUGUUUGUGUGCGGCUUGCUGCGCGUACCGCGACUUUUUGCACGCAGUAUAGUAGCGGUAUAGUUUGUGUACUUCUGAUCGUCGUUUAUUAACGGGAAGACAGAACUCUAGGAGCGUCGUGGCGUUUCUCCUCGAUCGGGUUUGAAUAGUCUUGGUCCAGCUCCUGUCGGCUUCUCAGAGCAUAGACAACAUGAACAUACUGCGUUCGAGGUUGGACCCAGCAUGGAUCAGAUCAACCUUGAAUCCGUGGGUGAUGAUGACAUCUAUGUCGUGUUCAAAGGUUAUGCUCUCCACUCUUCCUCCAGAGCCAGUCAUUGCCUCCAAGAAGCCUUAUAAAGUUGAGCUUGUUGGUGGGAAGCGGUACUCCUGGUGUACCUGUGGACACAGCAAGAAACAGCCUUUCUGUGAUGGUUCCCACAAGACUAAAGCCCCGGGCAUGUCUCCCCACCGCUUUGUGCCAGAAAAAGACUCGACAGUGUGGCUGUGUGGUUGCAAGUACACCAACAAUCCACCUUUCUGUGAUGGCACGCACAAAUCGGAGUUCAUCCAAUCUUCUCCACUGGCUGAGGAGAGUGAUGUGAAGAGCUGAGCCGACUACACACAUGUUCCCCGACCAUGACCUGGAAUUAAGUAGACAAAGGAACAUGUCUUCGAAGACACACUUCUGAAUCGUUGUAUCUAAAGCCACCAUGAAAUGCUGUUCGUAUCAAAUGGGUGGAAGGCACACUUGUUAAAAUAAUUGUUAUGCACUUUAACUUGAUUCCGUCGUUAUAAAUGUAUGUUCUGCAAUAAGUAUACAUUUCAGGAAUCAGAAGAAAAAAAACGGUUUGUUUAGUAUUUAUUCAGGUCUAUUCACUUGCAUUAAAGCUGAGCCUCAUAUUUAUCAAUA